Messenger RNA from Triticum aestivum (bread wheat), 474 nucleotides. RefSeq lists its product as uncharacterized. The coding region runs from base 59 to 373 and encodes 104 amino acids. The record is from RefSeq and is a predicted model, not a curated record. Lineage: Eukaryota; Viridiplantae; Streptophyta; Magnoliopsida; Poales; Poaceae. The transcript has 2 exons.
CUCCGUCUGUCUCCCGGGAACGCUCGAUCCUCUCGGCCAUCCUCAGGGACAGUUAGCAAUGGCGUACAGCCUGAAGAUGACCUGUAUCGCCAUCGCUCUCGCCGCCACCGCGCUCCUCUUCACCAUCCCACGAGCUCAAGCAUGGGAUGCGGACAUGGUGCCGGUGGGGGCGCCGGAUCAUGCGCUGACGGCGAUCCCGGGCGGCGGCGCGGGGACGUUGGCAGCGGGGGCGCCGGUGUGCCUCCAGUGCCGGUGCUGCUCCAGGUCGAACCCGGGCAGCUGCCAGAUCACCAGCUGCUGCUCCACCUUCAACUGCGACCCCACCGGCAAGUGCAGCGUCGUGCAACAGAAGUGCGGCUGCAACGGCUGCUAACCGGCCGGUCAUCACCGUGCUAGCUGCCUCCGUGCCAAUUUUUUCUGUGGAGGAGCCAAAUGUUUUCUUUGAAAAUGUCUCCCGUCUAUUUUUUUUUGAGU